AUGGGCAAGAGAAAUAAGACUGAAUACAACGACUUCCUGGAUGGCGAGAAGCUGCGCGACAACAAUGAAAUCCGGACCACGUUACAAGGAACAAAAUCCCUCGAGCGCAAUGUAUCACCGCCCUCAACACGGCGCUACAACACGGCCAGAGGCAAGAAAAGCAAAGGCGGGCCAAAGAAGCCGCAAUUGACACACUUCCUCUGCAUCCCUCUCGUGAACCCCCACACCCGACCACAGCUCGAAGCCCAAUUAUCAAAGUUGAAGGGGGAGCUCGGGCAGACGGGAUUCCUGCCCGUCAAAGCAGUCAGGCCGCCCGGCACGCUGCAUCUCACGCUGGGGGUCAUGUCGCUCGACGAUGAGCAACUCUCCAUCGCAACACGGUAUCUAGCCGCGCUAGACGUACAGAAAAUCCUACAGAACGUCACGGCGCAGAGCAUGGCCGAGUCCGCCGCCGCCAGCGGCACCGUCAGUGAGAAUCUGAAUGCGGCGGCGAUGCCGGACUGGGAGGCGCUGAGUAUCGACCUCAAGGGCCUGGUGCCGAUGCAGGUGCCGCAUAAGACGAGCAUUCUGUAUGCGGAGCCCGUGGAUGCGAGUGGGAGGUUGCAGGCGUUUGGGGAGAAAUUGAGGGGGGAAUUUACGAGGGAGGGGUGGCUGGUGGAGGAUAAGAGGACGCUGAGGUUGCACGCUACGGUGGUUAAUACGAUAUAUGCGAAGGGAAAAGGGCAACGGGUUACGAAGGCGCCGAGAAUUAAGGGUGGAGAGGAUGCGGAUGCUGUGGAUGGCAAGGAGGAUCAUGACGAUGGUGUAUCGACGGCUGGCUCCGCGAUAGAAGACCACGACGAACUGGAUGGGUCGACAGGCCACGGGCCAGACGCGAAGAGCUGGCUGCGCUUCGAUGCCAGGGAACUGAUCGAGCGGUACAGCGAUGUCGUGUGGGCGGAGAAUGUAAGCAUCGACCGGGUCCAAAUAUGCAAGAUGGGCGCGAAGAAGAUGCGGAACGAGUCGGGUGAAGUUGUGGCGGAGGAGUACGAGGUUAUUGCCGAGAAGGUGAUUGGGGCGUGA
This is a messenger RNA of Paraphaeosphaeria sporulosa, 1062 nucleotides long. RefSeq lists its product as uncharacterized. Gene Ontology annotation, biological process: DNA alkylation repair; regulation of DNA-templated transcription. The record is from RefSeq and is a predicted model, not a curated record. Gene Ontology annotation, cellular component: nucleus. The transcript is spliced from 2 exons. Bases 1 to 1062 code for a protein of 353 amino acids. Lineage: Eukaryota; Fungi; Ascomycota; Dothideomycetes; Pleosporales; Didymosphaeriaceae.